GGAGGACGUCCAGCCCAGUCCCCGACCCCACUAUGUGCCACCUGGAGCCGGUUCUGAAGAUGUCCCCGGUGUUCCUGCUUUUCCUGGGCCUGGCAGAAGCCUGCAUCCCUCGUGAGGUUGCAAUUGAAGAAAAAAUCAAACUGCUGAAAGGGAUCGUGGGUCUGAUGAGCAGGCUGUCCCCGGAUGGUCUCAGACACAUCAAUCCCUCCAAGAUGCUUCCCUUGGCUCCCCCACAAGGUCAGCACCAGCACCCCACAGGCUCCCCAGCCCCAAGGUCGACCCAGAACUACCCCCACCCGUUCCCCGCUUUACAACGCCUCCGUCGCCUGUUCCUCGACGUGGAGACUGCACGCCCGCACCUGGCAGAGUCUCCAUGGCUCCUGGAGGAAGCGAGACUCCAGCAGGGCAUGCGUCUUCACCAGCAGCGUCAGCCCUGUGCUGCUGGGCUCGCGGGCAUCUCCAGCUCUGCCUGCGACGAGUCGCGGUGCUUGUCAGCAUGGUCCAGAGCCCGAGGCCUCACGCCUGUUUCUCUCUUUGCUCUGCAUCUCCGCUGGAACCUGGCUGCCUUCCCGCCUCAGACAGGACCGAAGAAGAAAAUGCAGACGCAGGGGCAGACAGAGGCCGCCAGCCCUGCUGCAGGGCCAGGGGAGCAGACCCAGCCAGACCCCAAGGUCCGUGGAAGACUCACGUCUGACUGGGACUUUCCCUCCUCCUCCUGGCCCAUCUCUCAUGGACUCAACACUGUCCUGUGCCCCUGGACCACACUUGCUUCUGGACGGACAGAGAUCCUGGGCUUGCUGAGUCUACAGGUGUUGAACGAAGAAACCAGUGACUGUAAGGAAGAAGUCAAGCCCGCCAUGGCCACCGUCCUUCCCAAGAAGCUCACCCCGAAGAAGAACAACUGGAACUUCCUCAGAUGUGCCUACAUGAUGAUGACCUUCCUCUUUGUGUCCUACAACAAAGGAGACUGGUGCUACUGCCACUACUGCAACCCAGAACUGGACGCCAGAAACGACCCUUGCUGUGCUUUCUAGUGAGUCUACUCUGCCCAGCUCAACGUGCACAGGGCCCCCAUCUCCCAGAGAAGCUCCGUCCCCCGGACGGCCACCGUGGAGGGUGAUGAGCAGCUUCUGUCUGCCUCUUGGAAGGCCGUGCUAGAGGAUGGGCCCGAGCAGCUGAGAGAACCCCUGCGGGCGUCUCCAACUGUUCUCACCUCCCCAC
Molecule: messenger RNA, 1221 nt
Organism: Sciurus carolinensis (gray squirrel)
Lineage: Eukaryota; Metazoa; Chordata; Mammalia; Rodentia; Sciuridae
Gene: Eddm13
Product: epididymal protein 13
Exons: 15
Coding region: 33-1034 (333 amino acids)
Source: RefSeq, a predicted model, not a curated record